Molecule: messenger RNA, 2251 nt
Organism: Bombina bombina (fire-bellied toad)
Lineage: Eukaryota; Metazoa; Chordata; Amphibia; Anura; Bombinatoridae
Exons: 2
Coding region: 154-1242 (362 amino acids)
Source: RefSeq, a predicted model, not a curated record
GCCAUUGACCCCCAACUCAGCUCGGUGCGCUAUCAAUCCUUUGAUAGCGCACUAGACCUGGUCAGGAGGGCGGGUCAUGGUGCUCUAUUGGCGAAACUAGACAUUGAGUCGGCAUUUAGGCUUCUUCCACUCCACCCCUCAGUUUUCCAUCUAAUGGGUUGUAAGUUUGCAGGUGUGUACUACGUGGAUCGCUGCCUGCCCAUGGGCUGCUCUUUGUCAUGCGCCUUGUUUGAAGCGUUCAGUAGUUUCCUUCAUUGGGUCGUAGCUUCAGAAGUGGGCAGCGAUCCCAUAGCACACUACCUGGACGAUUUUCUCAUUGUAGGGAGAGCAGGCUCCGAUGAUUGUUUAUCCACAAUGAACAUCAUGCGCAGCGUCAUGAGACAUUUCGGGGUGCCCCUGGCAGAGGACAAAACGCAAGGCCCCGCGUCCUGUUUAGUUUUCCUGGGAAUCGAAAUCGACACCCAGGCUCGGCUCUGUAGGUUGCCACCUGAUAAAGUUCAGGGCAUGCUUGAGGCGGUCAGAGCGGCAGUCUCUAAUGCAGUUAUUUCCCUGAAACAGUUACAAUCCCUGUUAGGUUUGCUUAAUUUCGCUUGCAGAGUUAUCCCCAUGGGUCGGGUUUUUAACCGUAGACUGGAAAGACAGCUUAGUGGUAGGUCAAACCCGAAAUCAAAGAUAACCCUAGGGAGUGAAUUGCUGGCUGACCUAGUAGUCUGGGAACAGUUUCUCACGCGAUUUAACGGGAUUCGGGUCUGGCGUACCCCUCCCAUGUCUAGCCAGUUACUGCACCUUUUCACUGACGCAGCUGGAUCGCACGGUUACGGGGCCUAUUUCCAGGGAGAGUGGAGCGCGGAGCCCUGGCCGGAGUCCUGGGCCCCGGCGGGCCUUACUCGAAACCUGACUCUCCUGGAGCUAUUCCCCGUGGUCUUGGCGGUCGAGCUGUGGGGUGGGAAGUUGUCAAACAGGACUGUUGUGUUCUGGACAGACAACAUCAGUGUGGUUUUUGCGAUCAAUAACUUGUCAGCCACCUCAGCAAAGGUCAUUACCUUGCUGCGCCACCUGGUGUUGCGCUGUCUGGACCUUAACAUCCAGUUCCAGGCCCGUCAUGUCCCGGGCGUUAACAAUGUUGUAGCUGACGCCCUGUCACGAUUCGAAUGGGUGACAUUUCGCAAGUUAGCCCCCACAGCUGCAGCCGUGGGUUUACGCUGUCCUGAUUUCCUUUGGCAGCUCGUCCUUCCUGGAUAGCCUUACUGCCGUUGGUCCGCUCCUCCUUAGCACCAUCCACUUGGCACGCCUAUGCCCGCAUGUGGUCUGAAUGGGACAAUUUCUGUGCGUCCAGGGGAGCCGACGCUGCUCAGGGGUCUAGGGACAACUUACAUGAUUGGCUGGCACUACCCCCGGGGUGAAGCGAAUCUGGAUUGUGGGCCACUCCUUUGUCCACUGGGCCUCCCUACUCUGUGCGUCCCUCCCAUUUGGCCAAUCCCUAGGUCUCCCUCCCAACAAGGCAUCCGUUAGGUGGUUGGGUGAUAGGGGGAUGUGCUGGCCCCAAUUAGCAGGAACCAUAUCUGAGGCCCUGGUACGCUGGGGGAAGCCUCACAUUAUUAUUCUUCACCUAGGGGGUAACGAUGUGGGGGCCAUACCAGUUUUACAGUUGAUUAAGGUUAUGCAGGCAGACAUUGGGUGGCUAAGAGUACGCAUCCCGGGGGUCAUGAUAGGGUGGUCCCAUAUAAUACCCCGUCUCCACUGGAGGCAUAUGUCGGCCCAUACGGCGGCAUACCGGGUUAGGAAGAAGAUCAAUGCGUCUGUAGCGAAAACCGUCACUGGGUCAGGUGGCUUCGUGGUACGGCACGAAGCCAUUUCGGCUGAUAGAACCGAGCUAUAUAGAAGGGAUAAAGUUCACCUUUCAGAUGUGGGGCUGGAUUUAUUCAUAGGGGACAUUCAGAGAGCUCUGUUACCCCUCCUGUAAAUCGGGUCGUGGGUUGGCGGCAAGGGUACCAUUAAAAUGCUUCCUUGUGGCGGGAGAUCCUCGGUCCGGUUGCGCAGGAGAAGGUCGCUAGGGGUGAGUGAUGGCCAGACUUCCGGGGAGGGGGGUAGGCCCUCACGUGCACGUGACGGUAACCCUCCUUCCUCCCUUUUUGAGGGAUGGUCACGUGAUCUCUGCAACCCCUCAGCGUCAUCUCCUUAGGGCAGAGACCCCUCUGCUGCUGUUCCCGUUGGGCCGGUGAUCUCCUGCUGUUCUGGGUAGCUGAUCUCU